Molecule: messenger RNA, 2056 nt
Organism: Python bivittatus (Burmese python)
Lineage: Eukaryota; Metazoa; Chordata; Lepidosauria; Squamata; Pythonidae
Source: RefSeq, a predicted model, not a curated record
UGCCAGGGCCCCGAACGGGCGCGCUCGGCCGGGUUUGGGCCGCCUCCUUUCCCGCUGGCCUUUCGCGAGGGAGCGGCCUUUCUGCGCUGCUCGAGUUUUGAACUGCGCGCGCGCUCUCGGAGGCGCGUUUCCCCUUACCUGCCGCUUUUGGCCGCGCGUCCAAUUCUAACUUUAAAACGAUGGGGUUGGAGAGGAGGGCUUGCCGUUUGGGGUUGCGCUGGUGCCUGAGCAGCCCGUCCUCCCAGAUACGUAAGCCUGCCCUGGACACUGACGGGUUUAUCCCUUUGAAAAAAUGGCUAAGGGGACCCUAGUGAACCACCGAAUAAUUAGGUACAGUUCUCAUUCUGUCUGUUUUGCAGCUCACCGUCUUCAGGCAGCGAUGACGAAUUUGAAAAGUUUUUAUUUAGAAUGAGGACUCCCAGAUCUGCUUCAUGUUGCACACCAAGGACAAGAAACAGCAGUUCAAAGGAGAAUUUUUUCAGCUCUCUCAAAGACAAGUAUGGAUCUGCAGCAAAAGAUCCAAGACCUAUCCACACGGCAAAGGCCCCUGGUGUUGCUGGAAGGGCGGCUGCUUGCUCUGCUGGGACUGUUUUCUCUCCACUCAUGUGCGAUGAUGCCGACAGUGACACCGAUUCCAUCUUUGUCCAAGGCCCCCCAGGGAAUCCAUCCCGGCUCAGAGAGGCAGGCCAUCGCCAGAGGGCUUGGAGCUGCCUGCCUCUUGCCUCUUCUCAGAGUGGCUGUGCUGCUUCCUGGGAGAGGCCAGAUUCUUCCCUCCUGGAGGGCAAGGAAAACUCUGGGGAAGGUAUUGCCCAGAGUCAGCAGCGGAGCUCAGGGGAGGUCGUAGUGCUGGACAGCUCAGAUGAGGAGAUGGAUAGUCUUAUUGUUCGCAUGAAGCAAAGGAUGUUCUUUCCUGAAGACAAGUGGGCUGGAGACCAGCAAAGCCCCUGUGAGGAGAGGAACUUCAGGUCUUCUCUUGAAAGCCUCGCUACAGCUGUGAAGGGAGAGGGCAGCCUUCUGUCAGCACCCAGAAUCCCUGCUCCUGGUACGCCGUGGUCUCCUGGGACUUCUGAGAGUCAGGCACUCUCGGAUAUUACUCAGUCACCCUGGAUGCAAAUGAGGAGACCGUGCCAUGUCCAGGGGUGCUUUUUGCAAGAGUUGUCAGACCCAGAAUCCCAACUAGCAAAGCAUUUCCGGAGAAAAAAAGAAGAGCUGGCCCAAAAGCUGUAUUCUUUUUACAACUGUUCCAUCUUUGAGGAAAAGCUGCCAGAGAAAAUGGAGAUUAUCUGGAAUAAGAAGAUGCAGAAGACAGCAGGGUGCUGUGUCACUGGCCAGCUGAAGGAUCCAGGGAGAGGGCGUUAUGCCAAGAUAAUGCUCUCGGAAAAAGUCUGCGAUUCUGCGGAUCGACUUCGGGAUACUCUUAUCCAUGAACUGUGCCAUGCAGCUACAUGGUUGAUCCACGGUGUUCGAGACGGGCAUGGCCGAUUCUGGAAUUUGUAUGCCAAGAAGUCUGCUAUGAUUCAUCCAGAGCUCCCAGUGGUGUCACGGUGCCACAACUAUGAGAUAAAAUACAAGUUCAGUUAUGAAUGCUUACGAUGCAGAAACACAAUCGGACGCCACUCCAAAUCCCUGGACACACAGCGCUUUGUCUGUGCUCUAUGCAAGGGGCAGCUUGUGCUCUGCCAGUCCAAGCUCAAAGAUGGUACGCCAGCUAAAGCGCCACUUGCUCCGUUUGCAAAGUACGUGAAGGAAAACUAUAGUUCCCUGAAGCGCUCGCAGCAGGGCCUGAGCCACGGAGCCAUAAUGAAGAAACUCAGUGCAGACUUUGCCACCCGCCCUUGAUUAUUCUGCUGAAGGACUUGCGUAGCAGCUCCAGCUGUGUUGCUGCAAAAAGGAGCUUUCCGAUGCAGAGGAGGAGGAGGCUGGGCCUGGUGGAAAAUCCUUGUCGUAACAGCCUUUUUUUCCUGUGUGUUUUUAAAUGUUAUUUGUCUGUUUGAGCUCAUUUGCUCCUAGGGCUCUGAAUCAAGCUUGUGUUGUUAAGUGCUAAUAAACUGAUCUG